AUGAACUUGUUCACUGCAUUUUUAGUUUACCUUGGUAUUCUUCACCCCGACCCGAGUCCAUUGCGUGUGCCUUCUCACGGCGAACACCUUGUGCCAAAUGUCACACAACCAUUCCAGCCGCUUCGCGAGACGCGAUGCAACUCGCCUCUCACAAGAAGUGAUUGGUGUGACGGAUUCUCUAUCGACACCGACAGUGACGAAGACGGACCGACCACUGGAAAUAUCUGCGAAUACUCUUUCAUAAUCACGAAUACCACCAAAGAUUUCGACGGGGUGGAAAGACUUGCCCUGGCUGUGAAUGGGCACACUCCCGGACCGACGAUUGAGUGCCAAUGGGGAGACGUUCUCCGGGUCAACGUGACGAAUCUCUUGCCGAACAAUCAAACAGCCAUGCACUGGCACGGCCUCAGCCAGCGGGGUGGUGCCACGAAUGACCAGGAUGGAGUUCCUGGAGUGACCGAAUGUGCCAUCCCUCCAGGCCACAGUCGGACAUAUGAAUUCAAACUGAAGCAAUUCGGAACAGCUUGGUGGCAUUCUCAUGCUUUAUCGCAGUUUGGGGAUGGCAUUCGAGGCCCGAUCAUCAUUCACGGACCAGCAACAUCCAACUACGAUAUAGACAUGGGCGCUAUUAUGAUUGACAAUCUGUUUGACAAUAGCUCCAACCCCAUAUCAACUCCAGCAUACGCAUCUCGCGUCCUGCACGUGAAUGGAACCGCCUUCUACAAUUAUAUUCUAAACGGUGCUAACAAGUCUCCCAACCUUAAGAGGGGUAAGCAUGCUCUCUGGUCGGUCAAGCCAGGAAAGAAGCACCUCUUCCGAAUUAUCAAUUCGGCCAUCCAAAGUGCGUGGGCCGUUCACUUUGACAACCACAAGAUGACCGUCAUUGCUGCGGAUCUCGUCCCCAUCAAACCCUACACAACUGAGUGGCUUAACAUUGGCAACGGCCAGCGUUAUGACGUGGUUGUCGAGAUGGAUCAACCGGCGGAUGCGUACUUCCUUCGAGCAGUUGCCCAGCUUGGAUGUCCUGACGAGGGUGAAAACAAUGGGCUUGGCCAUGCGAAUGGUAUCUUCCGUUACGAAGACGCGCCGCUCAAGCUUCCCUCCUCCAGUGCGGGUAACAAGACGAUUACGGAUUUCUUUUAUUGUGCGGAUGAACCGUUAGCCUCCCUUGUACCAUGGAUAGAGAAGAGCGCAGGAUCCCGUACAGCAUUUGAGGCAACCGCCUCUACGCUUCCAAGCGGUGACCGUAAACGUGUCACAUUCAGUGAUGACGGCACGGUUUGGCGUUGGCCACUAAACCUUGAGACGAUUACUGUGAACUACACUCAACCAACUCUCAAGUUACUCGCCGAUGGGAUCUCUCCUUACGACAAGCCUAUCGAACAGCAAAUUGUUCUUCCUUACAAAGACCAGUGGGUUUAUUUUGUUAUUCAGAACCAGUUUUAUGCAGCACAUCCGAUGCACCUGCACGGCCAUGAUAUGGCAAUUCUAGGUCAGGGCCAUGACGAGUGGAACCCUAGCUUGAUUUCAACGCUCAAUUUUGAGAAUCCACCCAGAAGGGAUACUGCCCUCGUUGUUGGUAAUGUUGCAAAGGAUCCAAACGUAGGAGGCUACCUGGUCCUCGGAUUUAAAACGGACAACCCUGGUGUGUGGAUGCUUCAUUGUCACAUCAUCUGGCACUCCGAGUCCGGCAUGGGUUUGCAAUUCAUCGAACGACCUAACGAAAUACCGGCAAAAGUAUACACCAGCAAAGCGAGCUUCAAAGGAGAAUGUGCCGCAGAGGUGGCAUACGAGGCUGAGGAUCCAAGUCAUAUCAAGUCAGGAAGCAUCUCUGGAGUCUAG
Cladophialophora psammophila CBS 110553 is the source of this 1842-nucleotide messenger RNA. RefSeq lists its product as uncharacterized. The coding region runs from base 1 to 1842 and encodes 613 amino acids. Gene Ontology annotation, molecular function: oxidoreductase activity; copper ion binding. The record is from RefSeq and is a predicted model, not a curated record. Lineage: Eukaryota; Fungi; Ascomycota; Eurotiomycetes; Chaetothyriales; Herpotrichiellaceae. The transcript has 4 exons.